CACCUUCUCCGCCCUCCGCGGGCCAAAUUCAAAUCGCUGACACGGGCGGACGAGCAGCUUUCAGCCUAGCGAAGGGAGGGGAUGGCGCGCGUUUCGUCUGAACGGCGACCGCCGCGCCGCGCCCGAGAUUCCUCCUAAGCGGGGACGGAAGAAUGCUGUAAAGGUUGCCCAACCAACAAAGCCCUUAUUCUAUUUAAUUCAAACGAAUAUGAAUAAGAGAAAAGCUUGCAGUGGCAAAAUGAGUGCUGAAGACAAGGAAAAUAGGUCUUUUGAACCACAUGAAAACACAUUGAAAACUCCUCUGAAACAGGCAGCGACCUCCAAUUGGCUUUUGGCAGAGAUGCUGCCUCCUGCUUCUGGCCAUCUGACAACGCCACCCAAGCCUAAUGAAAUCUCUCCUGGAGACCCAUGGACACCGACGGCUAACUUGAAAAUGCUAAUCAGCGCAGCUAGUCCUGAGAUUAGAAAUCGAGAACAGGAAAAAAGAUUGUCAGACAGCAGAAAUGAAAUCCCUGAGGACCAUUUGUCAGGAGACGAAUAUGAAAAAUCUCAACCCAGCCGUAAAGAGAAAAGUCUAGGAUUGCUGUGUCACAAAUUUUUAGCUCGCUAUCCUAGUUAUCCCGACAUCUCUAAGAACAAUGAAAUUUGCCUUGAUGAAGUAGCAGAAGAGCUUAAUGUUGAACGCAGGCGCAUCUACGACAUAAUGAACGUACUAGAAAGUCUUCACAUGGUGAGCCGACUUGCCAAAAACAGGUAUUCUUGGCAUGGGCGUCAUAAUCUUAAGAAAACACUACAGAUUUUGAAAAAAGUGGCUGAGGAGAACAACUAUAGUCAGCAAAUUGAGCUGAUUAAAAGAAGACAAUAUGAAGAAGAGCCUGAAGGGGAUGACCAGAAGAUUCAGUCGGCAGCAAAGCAUGUUAGGCCAAAUGACCAUACAGACAUCUGCUUUGUGGAACUUCCUGGGAUGGAGUUUCGAGCAGCUUCAGUAAACAGUCGUAAAGACAAGUCUCUACGGGUGAUGAGUCAGAAAUUUGUGAUGCUGUUUCUUGUUUCAACCCCCCAAGUUGUGAAUCUUGAAGUCGCUGCUAAAAUUUUGAUUGGCGAAGACCAUGUUGAAUAUUUGGAUAAAAGCAAGUUUAAAACUAAAAUUCGAAGGCUGUAUGAUAUUGCUAAUGUUCUCAGUAGCCUUGAACUCAUUAGGAAGGUUCACGUUACAGAAGAGAAGGGUCGCAAACCAGCAUUUAAAUGGACAGGACCAGAUGUUUUUUCAGAGAUUCUGGCUGUGCAGCCUGUAUCUACACCCACUUCGAUUGCUUCAUCUCAUCCUGCGGAAGGGAAGUCUUCCAAAGAGCAUUGUUCCAAGAACCUCUUCCCUACGAGAAGCAAGCAAGGCUUCAUACGGCACCCAUCUUUAAUGAAAUUGGCAAAGGGUGUGCAAAGCAGUCAGAGGAAAAUUAGAUCUGCUCCAAGCAGCCCCGUCAAGAAAAAUGCAAGUCAAAUUCCACCAAGUUUUCCAAGCAAGAUGGCUCAACUUGCAACAAUAUGCAAACAGCAGCUGGAUGAACAGUCAAGGGAAUUCAAGAAGAGAAAAAUGAAAUUGGAACAUUCUACUUUGCCAUCCCCUCUAGGUCCACCACCUAAAACCCGUUUGAAGCCUAAACCCUUCUUGUUACCUUCUCAGGCUGAGAUCCUACCUCUGAUCCAAAACUCGGUACCUCCAGCAAUGCUACCUCUCCAUCCCAAUGUGCCCUAUGCAUUAUAUCUGCACCCUUCCCAAACACAGCUAGUGACGGCAUACAAUCCAAGUUUCACGGUGCGGCCUGUCCACUGUGCUAAUGUGGUUGGAAGUAAGUCUCCCACGGAGUCCAGUUCCCAAGUAGCCCCCUGUAAAAUAUUUAUUGAAGACAAUGGCAGCAAUGGAGAAGGAAGUGCUUCCUGUGCUAAAGGCCAGGACCUCUGGCUGGCGAAGGAGCAAGACGGUACAAAAGAUGACAUGGUGCCUGAGAGACGUUUUAAGAGACGUAGAAUGGAGGGUAGUCCAAUGAAAAAAUGUGCGAGUGAAGAAGUGGCGCUGCAUGAUGUGCUACUGGGAGUAUCUGUUGAGAGCAAAAAAUCCCGAUGUCCCAUAGCUUCGCGUCUUGACCAGGAAACCUUAACUUCAUCAGCUGUGAAACAAAGUAAAUAUGAAAAAACAGAUCAACACUUGGAGGGUCAACCUAAGCAGCAGAGGCAUGGGGAAUUUUUGGAACCCGACACCAUCACCACAAUGCAGGAGAUGCCCGCAACAUUUGCAAUCGCUACACACAAGACUUUGUUUCCUUCAGGAUACCUUAUACCUCUUCCUCACUGUACCAAGCUUGGUAAUGAGACCAUUUUUUCUAACAAGGAGAAAGCUGAGAUGUGUGCAGCAGAACAGAAGUCUUAUAGUUCUCCUGUUGCUGGUGGUAUUCCAGUGACCUCUGAAUUUGCUACCGUUAAUUUCCCUGCGCUUCAUAUAGCACCUGUGAACCUAAAGCUACCUGCAUCUUCUCUAGCUACUAUCCCUGUGGUGAAUGGCACUGCUAUGGCUUCAUACCAGGCUGACUCGAUCCAAGCCCCAAGCACUUCAGUUAUGAACUUUACACUACAACACUUGGGACUGAUUCCAGGCACUCUACAAAUGUCUGCAAAUCAGGCCACUGUUCCUGUUACAUCCAGCAUUCUGGAUAAUGACCAUGCCUUCCAAGCAUCAUGUGAGUCAGCUGUAGUUCCUGAGUUUUGUUCAUCCUUUCAUGAAUCAGAUAGAAUAUCUCAAGCAACAUUGGCAGUUCCACAAAGAGAACAUGAUGUUUCAACAGAAGAUAAAUUUUGAGUUGGUGUAAAAUAUUGUUGGACUCUUCCCCCAAACAGAUAUGAUUGAAACACUUAUUUCUGGUAUUAUAAAUGUGUACUCUGGAAAUAAUAUUUGAUCAUAAUAAUGAAUUCUUCAUGCUUGAAUAUCUUUUUAGUUACAGUUCUACUUGAUCAACUUUAUAUCUUUUUUAUAAUAAAAAAGUAAGGACACACACCAUUGUCUGUAAAAACACCACUUAAAGAAGCAAUUUGGAACAAUUCCAUUAAAUGUCUGACUUCAUAGUUGUGUGGAAUAAGAAAGCUCUUGUUCAUUAUUUGUAUAGAAACAUACUAAAUAUGUACCGGCACAUUGCAAGUACCAAGCAUGUAAUAUAUUGUAUUUUUUUUAAAACGAAACAAAACUAUAAGGGGGCACUUGUUACUUUAAGUUUACAUAACAUUUUAAUUUUGUGUGUUCUUUAAUACUGUUGCAAAGUUUUAAAAUCUUAAUCACGUCUGUGUAAAUUUUAAUGUUUAUUUAAGGGAUUAAUCAAUUUCUUCAAAUUAAAUUUUGUGUCAGUUUUCUAACUUU
This is a messenger RNA of Lacerta agilis (Sand lizard), 3403 nucleotides long. It is a transcript of the gene E2F8, whose product is annotated as E2F transcription factor 8. Gene Ontology annotation, molecular function: DNA-binding transcription factor activity, RNA polymerase II-specific; RNA polymerase II cis-regulatory region sequence-specific DNA binding. The transcript is spliced from 14 exons. The record is from RefSeq and is a predicted model, not a curated record. Bases 209 to 2851 code for a protein of 880 amino acids. Gene Ontology annotation, cellular component: RNA polymerase II transcription regulator complex. Lineage: Eukaryota; Metazoa; Chordata; Lepidosauria; Squamata; Lacertidae. Gene Ontology annotation, biological process: regulation of transcription by RNA polymerase II.